ACGGGGCGGUGCGCCGAGCGCGGCAGAUUCGAAGCGCGGGCGGGGCCGGCGGCGGUGGCGGCGGUGGCUGCGAGAAGCGCUAGGCGGCAGCGGCUACGCUGCGGGGGAGCUCCCGGCGGCGCCAUGGACGAGGCCGUGGGCGACCUGAAGCAGGCGCUGCCCUGCGUGGCCGAGGCGCCGGCAGUACACGUGGAGGUGCACCAGCGCGGCGGCAGCACUGCAAAAAGAGAAGACAUAAAGCUGAAUGUGAGGAAGCUGCUCAAUAGACACAAUAUUGUGUUUGGUGAUUACACGUGGACUGAGUUCGAUGAACCUUUUCUGACAAGAAACGUGCAGUCUGUGUCUAUCGUUGACACAGAAUUAAAGGUUAAAGACCCACAGCCCAUCGAUUUGAGUGCAUGCAACAUUGCAUUUCACAUCUUCCAGCUGAAUGAAGAUGGCCCCAGUAGUGAGAAUUUGGAGGAAGAGACAGAAAACAUAAUCGCAGCAAAUCACUGGGUUCUGCCUUCAGCUGAGUUCCACGGGCUUUGGGACAGCCUGGUGUAUGACGUGCAAAUCAAGUCACAUCUCCUUGAUUACGUGAUGACUACCUUACUGUUUUCAGACAAGAAUGUCAACAGCAACCUCAUCACCUGGAACCGGGUGGUGCUGCUACACGGUCCUCCCGGAACUGGAAAAACGUCCCUGUGUAAAGCGCUAGCUCAGAAAUUGACCAUCAGACUUUCGAGCAGGUACCGGUACGGCCAAUUGAUAGAAAUAAACAGCCACAGCCUCUUUUCCAAGUGGUUUUCAGAAAGUGGCAAGCUGGUGACUAAGAUGUUCCAGAAGAUCCAGGAUUUGAUUGAUGAUAAAGACGCUCUGGUGUUCGUGCUGAUUGACGAGGUGGAGAGUCUCACGGCCGCCCGCAACGCCUGCAGGGCAGGAGCCGAGCCGUCAGAUGCCAUCCGCGUGGUCAAUGCCGUCCUUACCCAGAUCGAUCAGAUCAAAAGGCAUUCCAAUGUGGUGAUUCUGACGACGUCCAACAUCACUGAGAAGAUCGACGUGGCUUUCGUGGACAGGGCCGACAUCAAGCAGUACAUCGGGCCACCCUCCGUGGCUGCCAUCUUCAAAAUCUACCUCUCGUGCCUGGAGGAGCUGAUGAAGUGCCAGAUCAUAUACCCGCGCCAGCAGCUGCUGACCCUCCGGGAGCUGGAGAUGAUCGGCUUCAUCGAAAACAACGUGUCGAAGCUGAGCCUCCUCCUGAGUGACAUCUCCAGGAAAAGCGAGGGCCUCAGCGGCCGGGUCCUGAGGAAGCUGCCCUUCCUGGCUCAUGCACUGUAUGUCCAGGCCCCCACCGUCACCAUAGAGGGGUUCCUUCAGGCCCUGUCUCUGGCGGUGGACAAGCAGUUUGAAGAGAGACAGAAGCUGUCGGCUUACGUCUGAUCCUGGGCUUCCCCGUCGUGGCUUUCUACGGGAGACUCACGCUAGCGAGGGACGCCGCCUUCCUCAGAGCAGCCGCCACCCGGGAAGGCCCCUCUGCAAAACGGGGCUCAGAUCCGCAUGCCAGAAGCCCAGGGGGCCGAGCUUUGUUAAAAGAAGUGUUAUAUUUACAUUAUUUUAAAAUGCAUAUUAGAAGACAAAUUAUAACAAAGAUGUCACUUUUACUGUUUUUGCAGGAUAAUUCAGAUUUUGUUUCUCUUUGUGAAGAACUACCUAAGCGUGUUCAUAACCAUCCCUCCCCCAGUUGGACACAAUGCUAACAAAUUUUGUUUUUAAAAAAAGGAACAUUAACAUAGGUGUGAUAGAAACAAAAGAGAAGGCGUCAGCCUAAAUAAGCGGGUGAUCGCGGCAUGACAGGUGCGCACGUCACUCCCCGCAGAAGGCAGCGGGUGCUUCCUGGCGUCAGCUUGUUUGAUUUGAUGCAAAAUGUUUUGGAGACUAUUUAAUGGGUAAGAAAACCCAAUUCCUGUGUCACAGAAACUGAGAAAAAAAAUUCUAGGCCAAGUGUUCUCCUGGAACAAAUACCCAGACAUGGUCCAAUUUGUGGGGAGAGUGCAGGGCCCCCCCACGUCCGGGUGAGACUGCGCCGACGUCCCUGGCGACCCAGCGCCGUGUUUGUUCAGUGAUGUUAUUUGCAUCUCAAAGGAGAUUCGCGUUAACAGAAUAUAAAAUAAAUGGAUCUGUAAUUGACAUGUUUCACAGAACAUUAAGGUUUGGUCUCAUGUAAGAAUAAAUUUCAUAUUAGUGCUUUGUACAUGAAUGAAGUCUACCUUUUGAAAAAUGGGUUACCUUUUGUUAUAGAACUUUUUAAACAUUCACUUUUUUAAGGAAUUUUCUAUUUUGGUUCUAAAUGUCUCUCCCAAUUGUCUUGACUUUUAUUAAAAAGCACCCACACGGUUACUUUCAGCCUGUUGUGUGCUUUGCGCCGUCCGCUGGGCCUUCGCUCCAGGGGCAGAACUGGGCCCUGCGCCAGCUGGGGAGCAGAGCCGGGCUCUCGGCCUGAGACCGCCUCGGGGUGCUGGUGGGGGCGCAGCCAUGCCCAGUCGGGGAAAAGGUCUUUUCAUUAAGUGAGUGUGACCCAACCUCACUGUCCAGGAGUGAGUUUGGAUCCGCCGGGAAGGAGGCCCCUGUGCUCACAGGUGCUUGAGACGUUCCGGCGUUGGGCCAGCUGGGCUUGUGAGCAGGGCGGCGCUGGUCUGCAGGCGUGUGCUGACGCCCCAUGGGAGACGGGAGUGUCUCCCGUGGGUGGUGACUGUGGAUAGCGUGUGCAGAAGGUCCCUGCAGGGGUGGGGGGCGAGUGUGGGAGUGACCCCAGCUCUGGCACCACUCGCAGGCGGGCCCACCCCGUGCCUGGAGGACGGUGCACUGUUUGCUGUUGAGAGCUAGAGCACAUCUUCCUCCCACAGGGUGCAGCUCAAUUCCAGCAGGCAGCGUGGUCACGUGUGGAUCUGAGACUUGUUUUCUGUUGGGGGGUCUGGCAUAGCUUGUCCUCCAGGGCUGGUGUAGCCCACUUCCUCUGGGUGUCCCUGCUGGUUCUCUGCUCCCUGCCGCCCCUCCGCUCUGGCUGGCAGGACCGCGGGGCCCCGCCCUGUGCGGGUGCGGUGGGCAUCUUUGGGUCCUGCCGCACCGGCCACCCCUUCCGCAGGCUCUGCAUCCGGGGACUCAACCAACUUCAUAUUGAAGACAUUUGGGGAAAAAACCAAAACAACAAUUUAAAAAACCACAGUACAGUAAUAUUUACAUGACAUUCACACUGCACUGGGUGUCACAGGUACUCGAGAGGUGAUCUGAGGUGUGUGGAAGAAUUGUGCAAGUUACACACAGAUACCGCGCCUCUUAAGUCAGCCUGGAGUGUCUGUGCACUCCGGUGCACACGGGGUCCAUCGCUGGCCUGGAUUUUGUCACGGUCUGGACCCUCAGAGGCUCCUCCUCCAUGUGGCUCCCACUCUGGCACUGCGCACCCGGAAUUCCAGCAACCUUGUCCUUGCUGAACUCUGACCUCUGCCUCCUCUCCAGAGAGCCCUCCGGGCUGUGCUCUUCCCCUCGGUGCCAGGCCACAGGUGACCCCCAGGCCGUGCGACUGCAGGACUCAGUCCCGGCCCUGUUGCCACAGCCGUGCCCACAGCAGCCUCCCUGGAGGGCCCUGAUCCUGUGUCGUGGCGGGAGGUGUCUGGACCCCGACGUUCUGCAGAGCGAGGGCCCCGUUGUCAGCCCUUUACCGAGUGUUCCCGCCCGUGCUCCCUCCACCGCACCUUUCCACAAUCAUGGGACGGGGUCCGGGGCCCCAGGGCUCCUUGCUUCCUCCUUUGUGUCUUGGGGUGGAGGGGGACGCCAUCGUACCCCUCACAUUGGAGGGACCACCCACGGUCCUGGGGAACGGAAGCCUUGGCAGCCGCCAUGGCAAGACGUCCAGGUGACUCCAAAAUGGAGCCUGAGUCCACGCGGUGUUUUGGAACACAGCCAUGCUCGUCUUCAGUGGUGGCCUUUUGUGCAAGUGCAGCUGCACCCGUGUUGGGACAGCUCGUGGCUCCCAGGCCUGACACAGUCUACGAUCUGGCUAUUUAGGGAAAAGUCGCCACAGCCAGGCCACCCCAGUCCCCAGAAGUGAGAGGGCUGCACCGAGAGGGUGUGAAGAACGGGGGAA
This is a messenger RNA of Microcebus murinus (gray mouse lemur), 4123 nucleotides long. RefSeq names its product thyroid hormone receptor interactor 13 (gene TRIP13). Gene Ontology annotation, molecular function: ATP binding; ATP hydrolysis activity. Gene Ontology annotation, cellular component: chromosome; nucleus. The record is from RefSeq and is a predicted model, not a curated record. NCBI's taxonomy places the organism in Eukaryota, Metazoa, Chordata, Mammalia, Primates, Cheirogaleidae. Gene Ontology annotation, biological process: reciprocal meiotic recombination; meiotic recombination checkpoint signaling.